Messenger RNA from Dreissena polymorpha, 888 nucleotides. RefSeq lists its product as uncharacterized. The transcript has 5 exons. Lineage: Eukaryota; Metazoa; Mollusca; Bivalvia; Myida; Dreissenidae. The coding region runs from base 82 to 888 and encodes 268 amino acids. The record is from RefSeq and is a predicted model, not a curated record.
CGAUAAUCAAAUAGGAAAUAACAAAUUAAACUGGACUAAAACAAAGUGUUUUAAGCCGUUGAACUAAACCUGUUGUGAAACAUGUCAGGAUCAGUGCAAUUGCGCCUUCAACGAAUACCGGACAUUUUACUGUCUCUAGCCGAGACACUCAGCGUUGAUUCGCAUAUAAAAGAUAACGCAAAACAAUUGGUAGAAAAACUAGCAGGAACAUGUCAGCAGUUCGAUACCAUGAUUUGUAAUGAAUUUAAAGACGUGUUUCUGCAAAUGAAAAUCCUGUUUACAACAAUGAAUGCGGAUGAUGUUAAUAUUCCUAAACUGAAGAUGGCUCUUUUGAAUGGUUCAUGCGCUAUUGUCUCAAUCAGGGAUAAACUGAUGGCCAUACAGGGUGAUGUUCAUCAAGACAUUGAGACCUGCAGAGAGACAGUUAAAAACAAGAAGGGCGAAGUAGCUGUAUUAGAUAUCGAAAUAACUUUAAUGGAGCAAGAAGUACGCCUACUACAAGGGGAAAUAUCGGAACUGAAAAACGAAGCACGCUCAUUGGCAGACUCAGCUAAAAGGAAAUACGACGAAGCAGUUGAAGCUAAACGUUCUGCUGAAAAGCACAAUUUAGUGGGUGGCCUUGGACUGGCGGAAGCUUUCACGGGCUUAUUGCGUGCAACAGUAAUAGGUGGUGGCAGUUUAGUUGCAACCGCAAUUGGCGUUGCAGUGGCCGGCGCAUCGCUAAAGGAAGCAUCCGAGUUAAUGAAACGGUAUAUCCGUGAUAAAGAAAAAUCCAAGGAGAAGGAUGAUGAGGCGACGAAACUUCAGUCUGCGGCAAAUACAAAGCAACAAACGAUCAAUGAAAAGCGUAACAAAAUUACGACAGCUAAUUCGGAUAUUAGUAAGUGA